CCCUCUUUGCAGUUGUCACCGCGGCUUUCAGAUGUUGCCCGUGAGACGCACAGAAACCACCGCUUCACUCGGAUGUUCGGGGUGGUUCUGGAGGAUGUUGUGCUAUCAUGGAUGUAAUCCGAGGGACCACUGCGGUAGCCGUUCGUGUCUUGCGAUUUGAGUGCCUAAAGUGGGCACAGGGCAACUUGGGCACCAGCCCCCUUCUGGAUCUUAGUCAUCCAUCUCUCAGUUGCCAUCCUGCACAAGAUCAUACACCCGCAGCCUCGUGCGGUCCCCGCUUCUCGUUUACCCCGGCUUCAUUCGCGCCAGCCGCGUGUCAUACGGCGGCUGAAUGGAUCCCGCCGUGCUCAUCUUCCUGCUGUACGUGAUGAUCGCGCACGACCUGGUCUGCGGCUGGAUGCAGUACCGGAGACAGAGCGCCAAGCCUCGCAAACGAGCUGACCGACCUCUGCUGAGUUCCAGUGCUCGUGUUUGUCAGGGAGCCUGGAGGGCAAGCAUCCAAUCGGUCAGGACAAAUAGAGGAAUGAGGGACCUGAGGAAGUGCGGCCGCAUUGUGAGAAAGGCCUAAGAAAAGAGACAAGUUUGACAUAUAAGGACACUUAUUGAAGAGUAGGGACUUCUGAGCGUGACCUGGCCCGCAAGCCUGAUCUGGGGCUUCUCGCUUUUAAUUUUACUGGGCAUUUCAACCAUGUCUUACCAUUUGGAAGAGCAGCUGGCAGCGUCUUUCUGAUGCAAGUCAAGAAGCAAAAGUCCCAACUGCUAAGAGAUUUAAAGGUCAAACUUAAGAACAGCCAACCUGACGGAAACUGAAGCCAGCAGCAGCUUCUGGUCUCUAAUUGUGUUCAGUGAGCUGCAAGACCCUCAGCUCAGCAAACAGCAGUCAGUCACUAUCAGCAGAUGGCCUUUCAUCAGUAUUUAAAUGCCAUAUUACGUCAGGACGUAACAGGUGACAUCAGCAGCCUAGCUUGCGUUCUGGCUAAAUACCACAAACAGGUUUAGGCACCUCAUUCUCAAACUUGACUCGGAAGCUAGACACUUCUUCACCUGAAGAACCGACUGUAAAAGAGUGAAAAUGGCAUCAGUGUCAUCCAGCUCUCAUCUCAACAAAACUGUGCGGCAGCAGUACAUGAGCCUGCCUCAAGGACAGAAAUGCCAGGUCACCUACAUCUGGAUUGAUGGCACUGGAGAGACACUUCGGAACAAGACGAGAACUCUAGACACAGAACCAAAAAGCAUAGAAGAAAUACCUGAGUGGAACUUUGAUGGCUCAAGCACCUACCAGGCCGAAGGCUCCAACAGUGACAUGUACCUCAUCCCGGUCUGCAUGUUCAGGGAUCCAUUCAACCUUGACCCCAAUAAACUGGUUCUCUGUGAGGUCCUGAAGUACAACCGUUUACCUGCUGAAACUAACCACAGAGCAAGUUGCAACAAAGUGAUGGAAAAGGUCAAAGAGCACCAUAUUUGGUUCGGUAUGGAACAGGAGUACACACUUCUGGGAACAGAUGGACAUCCAUUUAGCUGGCCUCCAAAUGGAUUCCCAGCACCCCAAGGUCCUUACUACUGUGGGGUGGGGGCCAACAGUGCUUAUGGAAGGGACAUUGUGGAGUGCCACUACAAGGCCUGCCUCUAUACUGGGAUCAAAAUCUGCGGUACUAAUGCUGAAGUUAUGCCAUCUCAGUGGGAAUACCAGGUGGGCCCCUGUGAGGGCAUCGAGAUGGGGGACCAUUUGUGGGUCUCACGUUUCCUUUUGCACCGUGUCUGUGAAGAUUUCGGGGUUGUAGCAACUCUGGACCCCAAACCCAUGAAGGGCAACUGGAACGGGACUGGUUGCCACACAAAUGUCAGCACCAAGGAGAUGAGGGAAGAAGGAGGACUGCAGUACAUUGAGAAGGCUAUCGAUAAGCUGGGGAAAAAGCACCCUGAGCACAUUCGUGUGUACGACCCUCAUGAAGGCAAGGACAACAUCAGGCGCCUCACAGGUCUCCACGAAACCUCCAGCAUCCACGACUUCUCUGCUGGAGUGGCCAAUCGAGGUGCCAGCAUCCGCAUCCCACGGCAGGUGGGGCAAGAGAAGAAAGGGUACUUUGAGGACCGCCGUCCCGCAGCAAACUGUGACCCGUAUGCAGUGACGAAGGCCAUCGCCAUAACCUGCCUAUUGGAAGAAGAAAAAGGAGCCAAGUAGUAGAAAAGUGCUGCCUUUUUUAAAAUUAUAUAAUUUGUAUAAUAUAGAUAAUAUAUAUAAAAUGUAUAAAGCAACACAGACCUGUCU
This is a messenger RNA of Maylandia zebra (zebra mbuna), 2269 nucleotides long. NCBI's taxonomy places the organism in Eukaryota, Metazoa, Chordata, Actinopteri, Cichliformes, Cichlidae. The record is from RefSeq and is a predicted model, not a curated record.